AUGGGUUUGACGGAACAAUGCUCCGCCACCUUCCUCUCCACCGGCAACCCCUGCCUCGACUUCUUUUUCCACAUCGUCCCCAACACUCCCGCCGAAAAAUUGGUCGAUCGGCUCAACCUGGCCUGGGCUCACGAUCCCCUCACUGCGCUCAAGCUGAUCUGCAAUCUGCGAGGGGUCAGGGGAACCGGCAAGUCGGACAAAGAAGGGUUCUACGCGGCGGCGCUCUGGCUCUACUGCCACCACCCGAAAACACUCGCUCUCAACGCUAGGGCUUUGGCGGAAUUCGGCUAUUUCAAGGAUUUCGUCGAGAUUCUGUUCCGGAUCCUCGAAGGCCUCGAUGUGAGGAAGAAAGCCAAGGAGGAGAGGCAAGAGGUGCGAACGGCCAAGGCGGUGGCCAAGAGGAGGAGGAGAUAUCCGCACUUGUACGGCGAUGAUGACGACGAAAAUUCGGAGGCAGGAGAAGAAGAACCAGAGGACGAGGAAGCUGAUCUUCGAACCAUCAAGAAGGCGAAGAAGUCGAAGAAACCCGGCGACGGAGACGAGGCCUCUGCCAAGCCGAUCGACAAGGAAACGGCGAGAGCGCUGCGCAAGCAGCGAGAGAUUGCUAAAGCGGCGAAGGCGUUGAAGAAGUACAAUUCCGAUCCCAAUUACAGGCUCCUGUUCGAUUCGAUUGCAGAUCUCUUUGCAGAUUUGCUGAAAUCCGAUAUCGCGGCCCUGAAAUCGAAGGAUUACUCGAAGAUCACUCUGGCGGCGAAGUGGUGCCCUUCGAUCGACUCCUCCUAUGACAAAUCCUUGCUAAUCUGUGAGGCAAUCGCUCGCCGGAUGUUCCCCAAGGAGAGCGAGAAGGACUACGAAGCCGCGGAAGAAUCCCACUACGCUUUCCGCGUGCGAGACAGGCUUCGAAAGGAAAUCCUCGUCCCUCUCCGCAAAGCCCUCCAGAUUCCGGAGGUUUACAUGAGCGCACGAAACUGGAAUUCUCUUCCUUACGGCCGAGUUCCAUCGGUGGCUAUGAAGAACUACAAGGAUCUGUUCGUCAAGCACGACAAGGAGAGGUUCCAGGAGUAUCUGGAGAAAGUGAAGGCCGGCAAGGCGAAGAUCGCAGCAGGGGCGUUGCUCCCCCACGAGAUCAUCGCCCAGCUGAACGACGACAGCGAUGGAGGGGCCGUGGCGGAGCUUCAGUGGGCGAGGGUGGUGGAGGACAUGUCGAAGAAAGGCAAGCUGAGCAACUGCCUUGCCGUUUGCGAUGUGUCAGGUAGCAUGUCCGGGACUCCAAUGGAGGUUUGCGUGGCACUUGGGCUGCUGGUUUCGGAGCUAAGCGAGGAGCCGUGGAAAGGGAAAGUUAUCACUUUCAGUGAAAAACCUGAGCUCCAUCUGGUGCAGGGGGAGACGCUCCAGGAGAAGACUGAAUUCAUCAGGAGGAUGGAGUGGGGGAUGAGCACCAAUUUCUACAAGGUGUUCGACAAAAUUCUGGAUACGGCGGUUGCAAACAACCUGACGGAGGAUCAGUUGAUAAAGCGGGUGUUCGUGUUCAGUGACAUGGAGUUCCACCAGGCAUAUGCGAACCCCUAUCCCCACCGCCACUAUGCACCAUAUGGCGGCCACUUCCCAAUCUAUGGCGGUGGUGGUGGUGGCUUCGGAGGAUCUGAGGUGGAGGAGGAGGAAGUGCUGCAGCCAAGGAGUUGGGAAACGGAUUAUCAGGCGAUACAGAGGAAGUUCGGGGAGAAGGGGUACAGCAGGGUGCCGGAGAUCGUGUUCUGGAAUCUGAGGGACUCUUCGGCCACACCGGUGGUGGGAACACAGAAUGGGGUGGCGCUGGUGAGUGGGUUCUCGAAGAAUUUGCUGACGAUGUUCAUGGAUGGAGGUGGGAUAGUGAAUCCAGAGGAUGUGAUGGGGUUAGCCAUUGCUGGGGAGGAGUACAAGAAGCUUGUGGUGUUCGACUGA
This is a messenger RNA of Linum tenue, 1941 nucleotides long. NCBI's taxonomy places the organism in Eukaryota, Viridiplantae, Streptophyta, Magnoliopsida, Malpighiales, Linaceae. The record is from the annotation of a GenBank genome assembly.